Molecule: messenger RNA, 745 nt
Organism: Saprolegnia diclina VS20
Lineage: Eukaryota; Oomycota; Saprolegniomycetes; Saprolegniales; Saprolegniaceae
Exons: 6
Coding region: 19-663 (214 amino acids)
Source: RefSeq, a predicted model, not a curated record
CCAAAUUCCAACGGAAAGAUGGCGGCAAUGCGAUCGCGCAUGCGGAAGGAGCUCGAGAUGCUCGAGACGGACCCGCCCCAUGGCAUCUGCGCCUGGUCGGUAGACGACAAGCUCGACGACCUUCAAGCCCAGAUCCAAGGACCGGAAGGAACGCCGUAUGAGAAUGGCGUCUUCCUCCUCGAGAUCAAGGUCCCGGAGCGCUACCCGUUCGAGCCGCCCAAGGUCCAUUUUACGACGCCGAUUUUCCACCCCAAUAUCGACAAUGGCGGCCGCAUUUGCUUGGACACGCUCAAGAUGCAGCCCAAGGGCUCGUGGAUGCCCUCGGUGAACCUCUCGACGCUUUUGACAACGAUCCGCCUCUUGAUGGCCGAGCCCAACCCGGACGAUGGCUUGAUGCCCGAGAUCACGGAUCUCUUCAAGCAAAACCAUGAACUCUUUGUGACCAAGGCCAAGGAAAUGACGGCGCAGCAUGCGACAGCGCAGUUCGUGGUCAAGCCCGCAGCCACCGCCAAAGUCGCAGAUGACGCCAGCGCAUCGUCCGACUCGGAGAGCAAUAGCGAGGCCAAUGUAAGCAGCAGCGACGACGACGACGAAGACGAGGCCGACGAAGAAGACGAGGAUGAAGAGAAACAGCCGUACAAGCGAGCGCGCUUGUACGACUAGGGUAGUCUACGUUCCUAUGUACACGAAUAAUCCAGCGCCUCUAGUCGUGGGGCAAAUGCUGCAAAUGUGGCAUUGUCGUUCG